AUGGCUACUGAACUAUACAGGUCAGAAAAUUAUCAAAUUAAUGGAAGCGAUUCAUGUCCUUUCAUGGCCAAGUUUGCAGUAUUUGCAAAGCGAACGGAUCCAUUAGAAGCGCGAUUACGCGUAUUUUGUAUGACUGAUGACCGAGAAGAUAAAACACUGGAACAUCAAGAACACUUCACGAGGGCUUUCCGCGAAAACCGUCUUCCAUUCUCAGUGCGUGUGAAAGAUCCGCACGCAGACGCCGUAGGUCGCGCACUAUUUAUGCGUGAACCUCGUGUAGCAAAGGGUGAACCACCCCAGCAGCCGGUAUGUGCCCUAAAUAUAAUGCUACCAGCGGAAAGUGCUGAUGAGCCGUCAGCAUAUUCAACUCCACAACGUCGAGCUGUCCGACCAUAUUCUCUUCGUGUUGCCGAUGUGAGUAACUUGUUAGCAGAUGACUGGGAGCGAUUAGCUGUGGAGCUUGAUAUUCCGGAGUCGGAGAUACGAAAUAUUCGCAUGACCCUCGAAUUAGCUCUUAGGAGAAUAGGACGAGAUGAUAUAGUUCCUCAUUGCGCUAAUGUUGAAGGAAGAGAAUCUUUACUUCCUGGACAAUAUUAUGAGACGGAUAUAAUGAAAACAUCUGAGUCUGUAGAAGAAUUAAUCCACCCCGAAGAUUACGACCCAAAACGAUCAACAUCACCCAGCGACCAGAGAAGAGAUUCCGCGUUGUUGGAAGGAGUUACUGAAAGUCUCGGAAAAUUGGAGACUACAACCUACAAGAUUACGACAGCUGACGUUGCUGAUGAAGUUGGCUCACCAAAAGUGGGUAAAACGCCUCCACCAAGUCCUGCGGAAUUCAACCUACGCGAUCACAUCUCAACUGCAGAAAGAUCAUACGGCCAAGAGUGGGCGAAACCAACGGAACAAGAAUUAAAAGGUGAUGCGGAUUCAAAACGAGGAGUAGCAACUGCGAAGCAUAAAGAUUAUUCAACAGUAAUUGGUAAAAACGAUCCCCGCAGUACAGAGCAUACACAAAAGGAUAUUCUCGAUACUACAGCUCUUUUUAUUGCGCAAGAAGCCAUACCUGAACCAUAUUACAAAUCCUCAACAUUCGAUUCUAAGUUUCAAUAUGUAGAUCCAAAAGAUAAGGCUAGUAAAGAUAAAGACAAUCAAGACGUCAAGGAAUCACGAAAAGAAAAAAAUAAGCAGGGAAAAGGAUUUCUUGGUACUAUCAAGUCAUUUGUCGGAAAAUCAUUUGAGAAUGCCGAUGAAUCCGAUCACAGCGACAAAUCGCCAAAACGAGAACAUAAAAUAAAAAAAGGAAAAGCAUCGAGUGAUUUAAAUAACACGGAACAAAACACAGAACUCGUUGUAUCUAGAGAUACAACAGAAAUUUCAAAACACCAGUCACAAGAUGUGACUAAUAAUUUACAACCUGAAGAAAAUUUAACUAAAGUGGAUAUUAAGACUAUAACGCAUGAUUUACUUAAUAAUGAACAAUCCUUCGAUGGCUGGUCAACGCCUUAUGCUUCAUACAAAAAAGAAUAUGAAACGCGAAAUGAUGGCAAUAAUAUCAUUGUAACUUCUCCUAAACGAAAAGCGGAUGAUCAACAGUCAAAGACGAAAUUUUUUGGCAUAUUUGGUAAAAAGUCGUCAAAGGACUCCGAUAUUUCCGAAGAUGAAAGCAAAUCUUCCAAAGAAUCACGAAAAAUAAAGAAAAGUAAAAAAGGAAAGAUAGACGAAACACUAAGGAAAACAAAAGAGAAUGCCAAAGAAUCAACAGACCCUACCGAAGGCAGAAAAGGAUUUAUUGAAAAAUUGAGAGAAUCAUCAGAAAAAACAGUUGAAAAGGUAAAAGACACAGCCGAUAGCACGUUAGAAAGCACAAAAGGGCAUGUUAUAGAUGCCAAAGAUAAAACAAAAGAAGUUGCUGAAGAUGCAGCAGACAAGACCAAAGGAUUCUUUGGAAAGUUAAAAGGAUCAGCAGAAAAGGCAGUUGAUAGAGUGAAAGAUGCAGCAGAUGACACGUUAGAAAGCACAAAAGAGCAUGUCAUAGAUGCAAAAGAUAAAACAAAGGAAGUUACAGAAGAUGCAGCAGACAAGACCAAAGGAUUCUUUGGAAAGUUAAAAACAUCAACAGAAAAAGCAGUUGAUAAAGUAAAAGAUAAAGCAGAUGACGCUUUAGAGAACACAAAAGAGCAUGCUAAAGACGUUAAAGACAAAACAAAAGAAGUGGCUGAGGGUGCAGCUGACAACACUAAAGGAUUCUUUGGAAAGUUAAAAGGAUCAACAGAAAAGGCAGUUGAUAAAGUGAAAAACGCAGCAGAUGACACGUUAGAAAGCACAAAAGAUCAUGUUAUAGAUGCCAAAGAUGAAACAAAAGAAGUUGCAGAAGAUGCAGCAGACAAAACCAAAGGAUUCUUUGGAAAGUUAAAAGAAUCAACUGAAAAGGCAGUUGAUAAAGUGAAAGAUAAAGCAGAUGACACAUUAGAGAGCACAAAAAAGCAUGCUAAAGACGCAAAAACCAAAACAAAAGAAGUGGCUGAAGAUGCAGCAGACAACACUAAAGGAUUCUUUGGAAAGGUAAAAGGAUCAACAGUAAAGGCAGUUGAUAAAGUGAAAAACGCCGCAGAUGACACGUUAGAAAGCACAAAAGAGCAUGUCAUAGAUGCCAAAGAUAAAACAAAAGAAGUUGCAGAAGAUGCAACAGACAAGACCAAAGGAUUCUUUGGAAAGAUCAAAGGAUCAACAGAAAAGGCAGUAGAUAAAGUGAAAAAUAAAGCAGAUGACGCUUUAGAAAGCACAAAAGAGCGUGCUAAAGAUGUUAAAGAUAAAACAAAAGAAGUUGCUGACGAUGCAGCAGACAAAACUAAAGGAUUCUUUGGGAACUUAAAAGAAUCAACAGAAAAAGCAGUUGAUAAAGUAAAAGACGCAGCAGGUGACACAUUAGAAAGCACAAAAGAGCACGCUAAAGAUGUCAAAGAUAAAUCGAAAGAAGUUGCUGAAGAUGCAGCUGACAGGACUAAAGGAUUCUUUGGAAAGUUAAAGGGAUCAACAGAAAAAGCAGUUGAUAAAGUAAAAGACGCAGCAGAUGACACGCUAGCGAGCACAAAAGAGCAUGCUAAAGAUGUUAAAGACAACACAAAAGAAGUUGCUGAAGAGGCAGCAGACAAAACUAAAGGAUUCUUUGGAAAGUUGAAAGUGUCAACAGGAAAAGCGGUUGACAAGAUGAAAGACGCAACAGAUGAUACGAUAGAAAGCACAAAAGAACAUGCUAAAGACGUUAAAGAUAAAACAAGAGAAGUUGCUGAAGAUGCAGCAGACAAAACUAAAGGAUUCUUUGGAAAGUUAAAAGGAUCAACAGAAAAAGCAGUUAAUAAAGUAAAAGACGCAGCAGAUGACACAUUAGAAAGUACAAAAGAGCACGCUAAAGAUGUCAAAGAUAAAUCUAGAGAAGUUGCUGAAGAUGCAACAGACAAAACUAAAGGAUUCUUCGGAAAGUUGAAGGGAUCGACAGAAAAAGCCGUUGAUAAGGUGAAAGACGCAGCAGAUGACACGGUAGACAGCACAAAAGAGCAUGCUAGAGAUGUCAAAGUCAAAACAAAUGAAGUUGCUGAAGAUGCAGCAGAAAAAACUAAAGGAUUCUUUGGAAAGUUGAUGGGAUCAACAGAAAAGGCCGUUGAUAAGGCUAAAGAUGCAGCAGAUGACACAUUAGAAAGCACAAAGGAACACGCUAAAGGUGUCAAAGAUAAAUCUAGAGAAGUUGCUGAAGAUGCAGCAGACAAAACAAGAGGAUUCUUCGGAAAGUUGAAGGGGUCGACCGAAAAAACUGUUGAUAAGAUGAAAGACGCAGCAGAUGACACACUAGAGAGCACAAAGGAGCACGCUAAAGAUGUUAAAGACAAAACUAAAGAAGUUGCUGCAGAUGCAGCAGACAAAACAAAAGGAUUCUUUGGAAAAUUGAAGGGAUCAACAGAAAAAGCCGUUGAUAAGGCCAAAGAUGCAGCUGAUGACACAUUAGAAAGCACAAAAGAGCACGCUAAAGACGUUAAAGAAAAAACUAAAGAAGUUGCUGCAGAUGCAACAGACAAAACAAAGGGAUUCUUUGGAAAAUUGAAGGAAUCAACAGGAAAAGCCGUUGAUAAGGUAAAAGACGCAGCAGGUGACACGGUAGAGAGCACAAAAGAGCAUGCUAGAGAUGUUAAAGACAAAACAAAUGAAGUUUCUGAAGAUGCAGCAGAAAAAACUAAAGGAUUCUUUGGAAAGUUGAAGGGAUCAACACAAAAAGCCGUUGAUGAGGCUAAAGAUGCAGCAGAUGACACACUAGAAAGCACAAAAGAGCACGUUAAAGCUGUCAAAGAUAAAUCUAGCGAAGUUGCUGAAGAUGCAACAGACAAAACAAAAGAAUUCUUCGGAAAGUUGAAGGGGUCGACCGAAAAAACUGUUGAUAAUGUGAAAGACGAAGCAGAUGAUACACUAGAGAGCACAAAGGAGCACGCUAAAGAUGUUAAAGACAAAACUAAAGAAGUUGCUGCAGAUGCAGCAGACAAAGCAAAAGGAUUCUUGGGAAAAUUGAAGGGAUCAACAGAAAAAGCUGUUGAUAAGGUAAAAGACGCAGCAGAUGACACUGUAGAGAGCACAAAAGAGCAUGUUAGAGAAAAAACAAAUGAAGUUGCUGAAGAUGCCGCAGAAAAAACUAAUGGAUACUUUGGAAAGUUGAAGGAAUCAACAGAAAAAGCCGUUGAUAAGGCUAAAGAUGCAGCUGAUGAUACAUUAGAAAGCACAAAAGAACACGCUAAAGCUGUCAAAGAUAAAACUAGCGAAGUUGCUGAAGAUGCAGCAGACAAAACAAAAGAAUUCUUCGGAAAGUUGAAGGGGUCGACCGACAAAACUGUUGAUAAGGUGAAAGACGCAGCAAAUGACACACUAGAGAGCACAAAGGAGCACGCUAAAGAUGUUAAAGACAAAACUAAAGAAGUUGCUGCAGAUGCAACAGAAAAAACAAAAGGAUUCUUUGGAAAAUUGAAGGGAUCAACAGAAAAGGCCGUUGAUAAAGUAAAAGACGCAACAGAUAAUACGCUAGAAAGCACAAAAGAGCAUGCUAAAGAUGUUAAAGAUAAAUCUAGAGAAGUUGCUGAAGAUGCAGCAGACAAAACUAAAGGAUUCUUUGGAAAGUUAAAAGGAUCAACAGAAAAAGCCGUUAAUAAGGCUAAAGACGCAGCAGAUGAUACGCUAGAGAGCACAAGAGAGCAUGCUAAAGAUGUUAAAGAUAAAACGAACGAAGCUGCUGAAGAUGCAGCAGACAAAACAAAACGAUUCUUCGGAAAGUUAAAGGGAUCAACAGAAAAAGCCGUUGAUAAAGCUAAAGAUGCAGCAGAUGACACAUUAGAAAGCACAAAAGAGCAUGCUAAAGAUGUUAAAGAAAAAACUAAAAAAGUUGCUGGAGAUGCAGCAGGCAAAACAAAAGGAUUCUUUGGAAAAUUAAAGGGAUCAACAGAAAAGGCGGUUGAUAAGGUUAAAUAUGCAGCAGAUGACACUUUAGAGAGCACAAAAGAGCACGCUAAAGAUGCUAAAGAAAAAACGAAAGAAGUUGCUGAAAAUGCAGCAGACAAAACAAAAGGAUUCUUUGGACAGUUAAAGGCAUCAACAGAAAAAACCGUUGAUAAGGUGAAAGACGCAACAGAUGAUACGCUAGAGAGCACAAAAGAGCACGCUAAAGAUGCUAAAGACAAAACUAAAGAAGUUGCGGAAGAU
Messenger RNA from Ctenocephalides felis (cat flea), 5733 nucleotides. Its product is annotated as titin homolog. The record is from RefSeq and is a predicted model, not a curated record. The transcript is spliced from 8 exons. The annotation marks the transcript as partial. Gene Ontology annotation, cellular component: extracellular region. Gene Ontology annotation, biological process: lipoprotein metabolic process; lipid transport. Gene Ontology annotation, molecular function: lipid binding. Lineage: Eukaryota; Metazoa; Arthropoda; Insecta; Siphonaptera; Pulicidae.